Molecule: messenger RNA, 2757 nt
Organism: Macrosteles quadrilineatus (aster leafhopper)
Lineage: Eukaryota; Metazoa; Arthropoda; Insecta; Hemiptera; Cicadellidae
Exons: 12
Coding region: 1-2757 (918 amino acids)
Source: RefSeq, a predicted model, not a curated record
AUGGCUAGUGUAGUCCACCACUCUAGAGCGGUGGAGGUUGAUGAUCAGCUGUUUGGAAUUGAAAAUGACGUGAACGCCAGUGAGCCUUCGACUAUUCCACAAAGUGUAGGGGGUAACACGUCUAUAACAUUGGAUGUUGUCACAGAACCUUCUGCAUCAUCGAAGUUGACGAAUUUGUCCCAAGGUCAAGAAGAAGAACUUUGUCAUGUUAACACGACGGAUUUUAUGGAUUGUUCCGACUAUGACUGCACGCAAGGAAUUACAACUAGCACACCAAAAUUGUGCAAAGUACCUCUCACACAGCAAAGCACAUCGCUCAACGGUGCCGAAUAUUCAUCAGCCGCAAUAGAUUUAGAUGUUGAGAGUGAUGAGUCCGACUGGUUGGAAGGUGUUCCAGUUCCGAUAGACACAGAGGACACGAAUCCUAACAAUGACAAUUCAACGACGGAUACUACAGUAAGUCCAGUACUCAUAACUGGACGAAGAUUGGUUGAUAUCUCUUUCUUUCUGACAUCCAUCCAGCAAUGUGGAAAACACAGUCCUUUUGACUGUUCAUUUUCUGAUAUGUACAUUUGCAAUGAAAAACAAAUUGGAAUGAUUUUUGAAUAUACAUUGAUCUGCAAAAUGUGCAACAAAAAAGAAAAGAUUAGAACAGAAGACAGUUCACAUACAAACGAAAAGUUAAAUGUGAACACAGCCAUGGUCUCUGCUGUUACCAACAUUGGCCAAAAUUACUCCCAACUGGAAGAAUUAUGUUGUUGUCUUGAUAUGCCAUGCAUGUCACAAAAAACGUACGCUAGACAUCAACAGCUUGUCGAUUCUGCUAUCCACGACUGUACUUGGGAGAGCUUGGAGGAAGCAGCACGUGAAGAGGCAGAGUUAGCUGAAGCUGCUGGCUGUGUCGACAGCGAAGGAGUACCAGAGAUAACGGUCAUUAUUGAUGGGGCUUGGUGUAAGCGUUCCUACAGGACCAACUACAAUGCUUUAUCAGGCGUGGGUUGUAUCAUUGGCAUGAAAACCAAAAAAAUACUGUACAUUGGAGUUAGAAACUCAUAUUGCUGCAUAUGUGCUAGAGCUAAAGGCAAACAAUUGACUCCACCUGAGCAUGUGUGCUAUAAAAAUUGGUCAAAGACGUCUACUGCCAUGGAAAGCGACAUCAUUGUGGAAGGCUUUAAAAAAAGCAAAGAAAUGUAUAAUCUGAAGUACGUGAACGUGAUCGGAGAUGGCGACAGCAGUGUCAUGACAAAGUUAGUUGAAACUCAACCUUAUGGGCCUUCAACAACGAUUACCAAAAUAGAAUGCACUAACCAUUUGUUGAGAAAUUACGUAAAGAAAUUGCGAGAGGUUGGGGACCAGAAACGCAACGAAGUUGGACCUGUUCCUGGAGAACUGAGGAACAAAGUGAAAACUAAUCUCCUAAGACUGAGAUAUGCAGUAACUGGUGCAGUUAAACAUGCAAAAUCUAAGGAAGACAUACCAGUGCAUGAGAGAGUCAGGCAACUGAAGGAGGACAUAGCAAACGGCCCUCGGCAUGUAUUUGGGGACCAUUCUAAUUGCAAAACCUACUUUUGCUCUGGCCCCAAAGAGAGAGAAUUAAAUGUAGUAGGAGAAUUGAAGACAUACGGUUUGUGGAACCAUAUAAUGGCUGCCAACAGUUACCUUAACUUUUUUUCAUUCUCUCUUCUUCAAUGCGUAACUACCAAUCUAGCCGAGUGUUACAAUGCUCUAGUUUGCAAAUUUGUGGCAGGAAAAAGAGUUAACAUGUCACAAAGAAACUCUUACAACACCAGAAGUGAGAUGUCAGCACUCUCAAUGAAUAUGAAGGAAGAAGCACUUCGCAAACUUUAUAAAAAGAUGACAUUUGGUGUCAGUCCAGGGAAAUAUUCAAAGUUAAUUAGCUCACGAAAACAAAAGAAGAGAUUGAAACCAAAAAAAAAAGUGAUUGGUAAGUCAAAGAGAAACACUUGCCUUUUCCCCGACGCGGAUUAUGGAGACACUGAGACCACUCCUGACCUUGAUGACGACCAGUUUCAGACUAGGAAAAAUGAGCUUUUGCAUUCUCUUGAGAUGAAUGAAGAAAAGAGAUUACAGCUAGAGAGAAAUUCGAGAGGUCAAAGCCUGUGUGAUUUAUGGGUAAAAGAGAGAAAAAAAAGGAUCACUGCAUCAAAUUUUGGAAGGAUUUGUAAAAUGCGCUCAACAACGUCCUGUCAGAAGUUGGUUGAGCAACUAUUGUACAAGCAAUUUUCAGGAAAUUCCGCAACAAGAUACGGCUUGGAAAAUGAAAAGCAUGCAAUCGCAGAACUAGAGGAACUGAUUCUUGAGAAGGUGGAAGAGUGUGGCCUAUUCGUUGACAGGAUGCAGCCAUUUCUUGCCGCUUCACCCGAUGGUGUAAUGGAGGGCUUGGGUUUAGUAGAGGUCAAAUGUCCUGCAUCAGCUAAAGACCUGACGCCAGCUGAUGCAGUUGUUGAAAAGAAAAUAAAGUUUUGUGUGCUGGAUGAAGAAAGGAAUCUAAAAUUAAAACGGAGCCAUUCCUACUACUACCAAAUCCAGGGACAGCUCCACAUAACACAACAAAAAAAUUGUUGGUUUUUGGUGUGGACUAACAAAGGCAUGUCCAUAGAGAAAAUCGUGAGGGACGACCAGUUUUGGGAAAGCAAAAUGGAAAAACCCCUGACUAAUUUUUAUUUCAAAUGUGUAUUGCCAGAGCUGAUCGACCCAAGACACCCUCGGGGACUCCCAAUAAGGGAUAGGUUUUGA